Molecule: messenger RNA, 2027 nt
Organism: Sipha flava (yellow sugarcane aphid)
Lineage: Eukaryota; Metazoa; Arthropoda; Insecta; Hemiptera; Aphididae
Product: peroxidase-like
Exons: 14
Coding region: 43-1920 (625 amino acids)
Biological process (GO): response to oxidative stress
Molecular function (GO): heme binding; peroxidase activity
Source: RefSeq, a predicted model, not a curated record
AAAAAUUGUAAAUAAAGUUUUGAAAAGUACUUACAAACAAAAAUGUUAUUUUUAAGUAGUUUGGUUUGUAUUUUAUCAUUUUGUGUGACUUCAAUACCACCUUCUCAAGCUAGAAUAUCUGAAUUCGAUUUUAAGAAUACUGUAGUGAUAGACAAUACAUUUUACCAGUCAUGCGCGACUGCAGUUACUUGCGAUCCUUCCUCUAAGUAUAGAACUAUUAAUGGCUCGUGCAACAAUUUACUAAAUCCACUAUGGGGAUCAUCCGGUACUCCUUAUAUUAGAUUAGGCUCAGCUUUUUUUGCUGAUGGUGACCAUCAAAUACGUUUUCAGUCAAGUGGCAAUAAAUUACCAGGACCUCGUGAGCUUCAGUUGGCAAUAUCUACGAUCUCACCGAAUAUUAUAGAUGUACCAGAAAUAACAAAUGUACACUUCACCCAAAUGGGCCAGUGGCUAGCACAUGAUAUUACUUUAAUGUCACCAGAUUUAUCGGGACCUAGUGAUUGUUGCGCUAUUCAGAACUCAGACGAUAUUCCACCUCAAUGUCAAGCAGUAAUUACAAUAGAUCCAAUGGACCAAGUGUAUUUAAUGUUUGAUGUGCCUCGAAGAUCUUGUUUGUCAUUUAGACGAGCAAUGACGACUACUCUUAAUUUUAAUUGUUCAAUAACUCCUCAAAUUCCCAUAAAUCAAGCAACUGCAUUUGUUGAUGCAUCGCAAUUAUACGGACAUAACAAUAUUAAAGCAGCCUCCCUUAGGUCCAAUGUGGAUGGAAAAUUAAAAACUGAAAUGAUUAAUGGACAAAGAUUUUGUGUUCAACAGAAGAGAAAUUCGACAUUUUGUGACGGACGAGAUAAUGUUUGUGUGUGUUUUGACCAUGGUGAUGUUAGAAACAACCAAAACUUGGGUAUUAUAAUUUAUGGCGAGUUGUUUUUGAGGUUACACAAUCAUAUUGCAGAUUCGUUAAAACUUAUAAAUCCAAAUUGGACAGACGAGAUAUUAUACGAAGAAGCUCGAAAAAUUGUAAUUGCAUUAAACCAGAUUUUUGUUUACCGGGAUUACCUGCCUCUUCUUUUUGGUGAGGAUUAUUCAGAAAAUUCUGGUUUGACUCUUUCAAAAUUUAAAAGAACAGUAUAUGAUGAAUCACUUAUGCCUCAAGUAUCUACUGAGUUAUCAGCAGGAAGUUUUCGAGUACCACAUAACAUCAUAAACACAUACUACAGUUUAGUGGAUGAAAAUAAUAAAGUUUUAAAUGUACUAAAACUUCACGAAUUCAUGAUGUUUCCCGAUAUUAUAGUCGAAAAUAAGAAUUUGGAGUAUAUACUAAGAGGUAUGUCGCUAAACUCUAGUCGUUAUCCAGUAGCAUCAUAUAACUUAGGGAUAUCAAAUUUUAUGUUUCAUAAUAUGAUUAAAAAUAUCGCCGACUCUGACCUACUUGCUACAGAUAUUCAAAGAGGUCGUGAUGUAGGCAUACCACCGUACAUCAAAGUUAGAGAACUUUGUGGUUUUUCAGUAAUCACAUCAUUUGACGAUUUGUUAAAGAUAUUAUCACCUACUGCUAUUGGAUUAUUGAAGUUAUACUAUGAAGAUGUUGCUAGCAUAGAUUUAAUAGUGGGAUCCUUGCUAGAACCAAUAAUCCCUGGUGCAUGGUUUGGUGAAACUACGAGGUGUAUAUUAGCUGAUGGAUUUUAUCGUAUUCGAUAUGGUGAUCGUUUCUUUUGUGAUGUGCAAGAUCAACCUGGAAGUUUUACUGAUGAGCAAUUUGAAGUUUUGUGGAAUCUAAAUCUCACACAAAUAUUUUGUGCAAUGUCAAAGAUUGACCAAUUACCCAGUAAUUUUUUCAUGUCAUACGGGAAUUCCGAAAUGAUUGAUUGUGAAGAGUUGAGUCUAGAUCUUCAAUUAUGGCGUCAUAGUACAAAUGGAUGAAUUCAAGAGUUGGAUUACUUGACGCUUCACAUCAAACCAAUAAAAUAUAUUGGAGGUGUUAACUAAAAAUAUAAAUAUAAAUAACACAUGUUUACUGUAUAAUUUAA